Molecule: messenger RNA, 2004 nt
Organism: Elgaria multicarinata webbii
Lineage: Eukaryota; Metazoa; Chordata; Lepidosauria; Squamata; Anguidae
Gene: LRRC17
Product: leucine rich repeat containing 17
Exons: 4
Coding region: 349-1671 (440 amino acids)
Biological process (GO): excitatory synapse assembly; postsynaptic density protein 95 clustering; modulation of chemical synaptic transmission
Cellular component (GO): glutamatergic synapse; postsynaptic density membrane; plasma membrane
Molecular function (GO): protein binding
Source: RefSeq, a predicted model, not a curated record
UUAAGCAGCUGUGGUAAUGUAAUUUAAAACCUCUGAAAAGUGUGCUGCACUGCUUUUGCUACUUUAGCAUACCAUGAGUGCUGGGUGCCGUCAGUCCUCUAAAGGAUCGCCUUCCCCACCGUAUGAAAAAGAAAACCGAAAUGCAAACCUGGAGGCAGCCUGAAAUAUCCAAAUAGAUGAGUUUGUGACAUCCUCUUCCAGAGCCGAGAUAUUCCACAUACCCCAGCUGUGCCUCCUUCAUUCAGAACUACGCUAGUUUAGUUUAAGACUUCCAAACUCAGAUUUCAAAGGAAUACUCUGACUGUUCCAGCUGUCGUACAAAGUAAUUGGGGCCAGCUGGAUGACAGGAUGCAAGUGGUUACGAUUAUAAUACUACUUUUCUUUUGUAAAGCAGCUGACUGUAGGAAGACAAGAAAUGGAAGUUCAAGGAACAAAGCAAAUAAUGGAAGGGCAAAUGGCUUAAGAAAAGCAUCCGGCACUGUUAAGCGUUAUACACCUGGUCCCCCAUGUGAUGUAUAUACCUAUCUUCAUGACAAAUACUUAGAUUGUCAAGAAAGAAAACUGACAUUUGUACUGUCUGAUUGGCCUGAAGAUUUAAAACACAUGCUCCUAGCAAGAAACAGGAUUCGAAAGCUGAAGAACAACAUGUUUUCCAAGUACAAAAAAUUAAAAAGCCUAGAUUUACAACAGAAUGAGAUCUCAAAGAUUGAGGACCAAGCAUUUUUUGGUUUAAAUAAAUUAACUACACUUUUACUGCAGCACAAUCAGCUUAAGGUUUUGUCUGAAGAAGUGUUUAUUUACAUGCCUCUUUUAAGUUAUUUACGCCUGUAUGAUAAUCCUUGGCAUUGCAACUGUCAAACGGAAACUCUUAUAACAAUGCUGCAGCUUCCAAGAAACAGGAACUUGGGAAAUUAUGCUAAAUGUGUACAACCAAUAGAACUGAAAGGUCAAAAGCUCAAGCAGAUUAAAGUUGAACAGAUGUGCAAUGAAGAGGAAAAACUGGACCCCCAUGGUUUAGCAGUACCAAAACCCGAUGUCUCCAGACCUGAAUUUGAUUCCUCUCUUUGCCACAUUUAUGUGUUUCCUGUACAAACACUGGACUGCAGAAGGAAAGAGUUAAAGAAAGUUCCUGGUAAUAUACCUUCAGAUGUAGUUAAACUCGAUCUUUCUAACAAUAAAAUCAAGCAGCUACGACCCAAGGAGUUUGAAGACAUUAAUGAACUGAAGGCAUUAAACCUCAGUAGUAAUGGAAUAGUUCACAUAGACCCAGCUGCUUUUGUAGGACUCAUCAACCUAGAAGAACUAGAUUUAUCAAACAACUCCCUGCACAAUUUUGAAUAUGGAGUAUUGGAACACUUGUACUUUUUGAAAAUACUGUGGCUUAGACAAAACCCUUGGAGAUGUGACUAUAAUAUUCACUACCUUUUCUACUGGUUGAAACACCAUUACAGUGUUCACUAUAAUGGCUUAGAAUGUAAAACACCUGAGGAAUACAAAGGCUGGCUUGUUGGAAAAUAUGUCAGAAGCUAUUAUGAAGAGUGUCCCAAAGACAAGCUCUCUGUUUUCCCGGAAACAUUUGAACAGGAUACAGAAGAUGAAGAACGGGAAAAGCACGAAUACCCAGUUCAAACAAAAAAGAAACAUGGAGUAAUUGUCACUGUAAUAAGUUAACUUGUUCACAGCUACAUUCAAGCUUUUAAUAUUUGUGUAAGAAAACAGGGUCGUUUGUAUUUUUUGUUAAAUGUGGUGUUUAUUUGUAAGGGAGUAUCUGCUAAAAUAGUUUUUCAGUACUAAUCACAAUGACAUCAAUUAUGUAUUUCUUUAUAAAUCUACUAUUUUUAAUCAGUCUGAGAGUCAUUUUUUCCAUGUUUGUUAAUCAUGUGUACAACCUUAAUUUACUGCAGCUAAUUCAUUUAUGUGUAAUUAACUGAAUCUCUUUAUAGAGUUAGGCUCAAGCCUCCUAAAGAUGAUCUCCUAUAUAUGUUUACUCAGAAGUAAGCCUCA